GGCCGCACCUAUUAAUCCCCCGCUACGCGCCUCCGCUCCCACAUUAAGGCCAAACUUCUUCCUCCUGGGACUGACCGAUUCCCUCGAGACCCGAGCGAGCGCCUGCCCCCGCCGCCUCCCUUCGCUUCCCAGCUCGCUCGCUCACUGGUGCUCGCCCGGCUCGAUCGACCGGCAGAGAUGGGCAGGCAGCCGUGCUGCGAGAAGGUGGGCCUGAAGAAGGGCCCGUGGACGGCGGAGGAGGACCAGAAGCUCGUCGCCUUCCUCCUCUCCCACGGCCAUUGCUGCUGGAGGCUCGUCCCCAAGCUCGCAGGGCUGCUGAGGUGCGGGAAGAGCUGCCGCCUGCGAUGGACCAACUACCUGCGCCCCGACCUCAAGCGGGGCCUCCUCUCCGACGACGAGGAGAAGCUCGUCAUCGACCUCCACUCGCAGCUCGGCAACAGAUGGUCCAAGAUCGCGGCGCGGCUGCCGGGCAGGACGGACAACGAGAUCAAGAACCAUUGGAACACCCACAUCAGGAAGAAGCUCAAGAAGAUGGGCCUCGACCCCGUCACCCACCAGCCCGUCGCCGCCUCCCGCGCCGACCCCCUCGAGGACCUGCAGCAGGAGCACUGCGAUGACAAGGCCUCGUCCCAGGAAUCGGCCGGCUCCGGCACCGGCGCUGGCGCCGAGGAGGAGGCGCCGACGAGCGCCGAGCCGAAGCAGGGCGCCGCCUGCUCUGUCUCCACCGCGUCGGCCGUAUCGCCGUCCCCCUGCUCCUCCUCCUCCGCCUCGGCCUCGGCCUCCGCCGCCACGCCCGGCGGCGCCGACGUGGACUGGCCGGACCCCCUCGACCUCUUCCAGGUCGACGCAAUCAUCGACAUGGACUGGGCCAGCAUCCUGUCCGGUAGCGGCGGCGGCGGCGACAUUGGCGUCGAUCUCUUCGACCAGUGCUCCGACGUUGGCUUCGAUCAAGAGGUGUGGAUGUGAUCCUGACGAUAGCGUUUGAGGGUUAGAGUAGAUUGUGCCAGGAACACCUCACUUCUUUCCUUCUAGCUGUUUUCCUCUCACUCUCACUCUCACUCUCACUCUCUAUGUGCUCUGAUUUCUUUGGUAUCUUGGGAGAGAAUUUGUCCAUGUUCAUGCAUGCAUGCAUGCAUACUUGUUGAUAACGAAUGAGAAAAA
Triticum urartu is the source of this 1161-nucleotide messenger RNA. Its product is annotated as transcription factor MYB20. NCBI's taxonomy places the organism in Eukaryota, Viridiplantae, Streptophyta, Magnoliopsida, Poales, Poaceae. The record is from RefSeq and is a predicted model, not a curated record.